Messenger RNA from Beauveria bassiana ARSEF 2860, 1707 nucleotides. Its product is annotated as RIO1 family protein. Gene Ontology annotation, cellular component: cytosol; preribosome, small subunit precursor. Gene Ontology annotation, molecular function: protein serine/threonine kinase activity; ATP binding. The coding region runs from base 1 to 1707 and encodes 568 amino acids. Lineage: Eukaryota; Fungi; Ascomycota; Sordariomycetes; Hypocreales; Cordycipitaceae. The record is from RefSeq and is a predicted model, not a curated record. Gene Ontology annotation, biological process: maturation of SSU-rRNA. The transcript has a single exon.
AUGCCGGCCCCUACUGAUGCUACCGCAUCACCUGCGGCGCCUCAGGAGCCCCCAUACACAUAUACUGCCAACAACGGCUACGGCCAGACCCAAGAUGUCCCCGCCGAGCUGCUCAAUCGACAGGAUGCUACCCCGCAGUCUGCAGAAACCGACGAGGACCUCGACGACAUCUUCGACGACGAUGACGAUGGAGCCGACGACUUGUAUACAAACGACUGGAGUGGAGCCUCGGGCGACCUUACCAAGACCUUCAACCGCCAGAGACAGCAAAACAGCAAUGGCGGCGGCGGCGCGCCCGUCGCACGCGGCAACCAGCAAAAGCCUUCGGUCAACACCUGGACCAGCAUCGACGACCAGGUCUCGGCCCUCUCCAAGCACGCCGGCAAGAUCCGCCUCGACGAUGUGAAGCAGACCGAGGACACGAACAAGGACAAGGCCGACCGAGCCACCAGUGACCAAGUGCUGGACCAGCGCACCCGCAUGAUCCUGCUGCAGAUGAUCAACCGCGGCUUCGUCAGCGAGGUCCACGGCGCCAUCAGCACCGGAAAAGAAGCCAACGUCUAUGGCGCCAUUCUCGCCGACGACAACGCGGGCGCCCCGAUCCACCGUGCCAUCAAGGUCUACAAGACGGCCAUUCUCGUCUUCAAGGACCGCGAGCGCUACAUUAGCGGCGAGCACCGCUUCAAGGGCGGCUUCGACAAGGGCAACAACCGCAAAAUGGUCAAGCUCUGGGCGGAAAAGGAGUACCGCAACCUGCGCCGCAUCCACGCCGCCGGCAUUCCCUGCCCCGAGCCCCUCGCCCUCAAGCUGCACGUCCUCGUCAUGGGCUUCCUCGGCGACCGCAAGGGCUGGGCCUACCCGCGCCUGCGCGACGCCGUGCUUCAGGGCGAAGACGUGGACGAGCAGUGGCGCAAGCUCUACAUUCAGCUUCUCGGCUUGAUGCGGAAAAUGUACCAGGUCUGCCGUCUCGUGCACGCCGAUCUGAGUGAGUACAAUAUUCUUUACCAUGAGGCGCAGCUAUACAUUAUCGACGUGUCGCAGAGCGUUGAGCCCGACCACCCACGCUCGCUCGAGUUCCUGCGCAUGGAUAUCAAGAAUGUGGGCGACUUUUUCCGCCGCAAGGGCGUCGACACGCUCGCCGACCGCGCCAUCUUCAACUUCAUCACGGCCGGAGACGGUCCCACCGAGGAGCCCGCCAUGGCUGCGGCCAUUGACAAGCUGUACGAGACCAAUGUGGCCGCCGAGGACGAGGACCACGCCGCGCGGAUCGAGGUCGACAACGAGGUCUUUCGCAACCAGUACAUCCCUCAGACCCUGGAGCAAGUCUACGACAUUGAAAAAGACGCCGCCAAGGUCCGGAUGGGUGAGGGCAAGGACCUCGUCUACAGCAACCUGCUUGCCGAGCAGGUCGUCAAGGCCGCCGACGAAGACGGGGCCGAGGCCGACGUGAGCGGCUCGCCGCACGACUCCGACUCUGAUGACUCGGACGACGGCGCAGGCCUCGGCAGCGCUGACGACGACGACGACGAUGACGACAAGAGUCGCUUUGAAAAGGGAACCCCCAGAGGUCGCCGCUUCGAGGAUAAGGACGAGAAGCGCCUGCACAAGCAGGCUGUCAAGGAGGCCAAGCGCGAGAAGCGCAAGGAAAAGAUUCCCAAGCACGUAAAGAAGCAACUGGUGUCGAGCACUUCACGAAGGAAGAAAUAA